AUGCUGGAUACAAGCGUUGAAGUAAAUGGCAAUAUAUUCGGUCCGAUUGAGCAGGCGCUCGAAGACGAGACCAUUGGAGUUACAGGUCCAUUUGGACUGCGGACUACAGACAUGCACCAUUUCCACGACGGAGAGGGUGAGAGCGGGGAUAUGGAUGCGAUGCAAGCCUAUUGCUUUGCCUUCAGGCGAGAAAGGCUGAAGGAAGUUGGAUUGCCCCGUCAGGCAUUCCGAUUCUAUCGAAACCUGGAUCUCGACUUUAGUUUCCAAUUCAAAGCACAAGGGUAUAGAAUUGUUGCGAAUCCGGAGUUACAAGUUGGGCAGCAUGAACAUCGAGUCUGGUCAGAGUUGGCAGAGGCAGAGCGAGACGAACUCAGCCGCAAGAACUACGGUCGAUUCCUAGACAGAGGAGACCGCUUGAUUGAAAUAGCCCAGUCCAUUACAGGGCUUUGGAUCCAACUUUUAGUCGCCGCCGGCGUAAUUCUUUUUGCCUCAAACUUUCUAGCCAAAUCCGCCGAUGUAAUCGCAUUGAGAACCGGCUUAGGACGCUCCUUCGCUGGCGUGGUGCUGCUCGCCACAGCGACAUCGCUUCCGGAGCUUGGCACGGGGGUUGGCGCAAUCACUUUGGUUAACGCUCCUGACCUCGCUGCCGGCGAUGCCUUCGGUAGCAACCUGUUCAACCUGUUCAUAAUCGGCAUCCUGGAUUUAUUCUGGCGCAAUACCAAUACGCCAAUUCUGAACAGCGUGAGCACGACUUCGGUCUUCGUGGGCAUCCUUGGCAUUCUGGUCAUCUCCAUAACCAUUCUUGCCGUUUACUUCCACGAACACCUGCCGAAGGACGCUUUGUCAGGAUGGUUUGUCAGCCCGAUCACCAUCAUUCUGCUCAUUUUCUUCCUGUUUUCGAUGUACCUGAUAUACCGGGUCGCGCGGAUCGAUGAACAGGGAGAAUCUACCGACCAGAACUACGAAUCAGAGAGUCUCCUGCGCGCUGCGAUAACCUAUGCUAUGGCUGCGGUGGCUAUUAUCGGCGCGGCGGUAUGGCUGGCAAAGACAGGGGAAGGCAUCGCGCAUGCCAUGAACUGGGAGGCGAGCUUUGUUGGGACACAAUUCCUGGCAUUCAGCACAUCAUUGCCGGAGUUGGCAGCUUCGCUUGCGGCACUGCGCAUCAACGCCCCGGAACUGGCAAUAACCAACCUUCUCGGCAGUAACCUGUUCAAUAUGGGCUUUAUUCUCACGAUGGACGACUUGGUGCUGGUUGGCAGACCAUUGUGGUCUUCAAUAUCGCCGAUACACGAGGCGACGGCCAUCUUCGCCAUAGUCAUGACCAGCAUAGUAUUGAUCGGCCUUAUGGUGCGCAACAGAAGGCGUCCGUCCAGAUUCGUCACCUUUGAAUCGGCGGCGCUGAUCGGGCUAUACAUCCUUGCCAGUGCGUUUGUCUUCCGGUUCGCAACGUGA
This is a messenger RNA of Geodia barretti, 1452 nucleotides long. The record is from the annotation of a GenBank genome assembly. NCBI's taxonomy places the organism in Eukaryota, Metazoa, Porifera, Demospongiae, Tetractinellida, Geodiidae.